This is a messenger RNA of Anolis sagrei ordinatus, 1305 nucleotides long. RefSeq names its product small integral membrane protein 28 (gene SMIM28). Lineage: Eukaryota; Metazoa; Chordata; Lepidosauria; Squamata; Anolidae. The record is from RefSeq and is a predicted model, not a curated record.
UUUGUGGCGAUGAAAGCACUUUGCUCUCUCCUUUCAAAUGUGGGCAGCUCCUCCCUCCCAUAAUCUCUCCCACCAAAAAAAAGUAUUUAUUGGAUCUCUAAAAUUAGAAAAUUAUUUAGCCACUCAGAGUGAGAACCAUGUGGUCUCAAAUUCUCAUGCAAAUUCUCUUCUAAUAAUCCUAAUGCAGGCAACCCUCCAAUCAGAGCGCUAUCCCACCCCGGAUACCUGAUGCCAGCUUUUCUGAUAAUGUAGGCCACUGAAGCAAAUCCAGAGAGACUGUAUCGGAAGAUGGAGUAGCAUCCGAGAUUGGUCACUCUGCUACUUUUUUCCCCCUUUCUUUGCUGCCAUGCAACAGUGCUGAAUUUUCAACAUGACUUUUAGCUAAACCAUUCCUGCCUGGACCAAACUGAAGACGAAGUUCAGUUUUUUUAAAAGCAAAAAUUAAAUUAAGACAGAACCUGGAUCGAGGAAGAAGAACCAGGGACAGAGGUGCACAUCCAUGAAAGCAUGAGGUGGCUCUUGGGCAGCAGCUGGAAGAAAUUUGGACAUGCAGACAGGGGAAACUAUGACUGGUUAACUAGUGAACCAGGGGUGCCAUUGAUGGAAACACAGCUGCAGAGUCAGCACAAAACAAGCUCGACCAAAGAAGAUAUAGAGCCAUUCUUAUGCAUCAUCCUUCCAGCUACCAUGAUGCUCUUCCUGGCAUUCCUGCUGCUCUUCCUCUACAGACGCUGCCAGCAUCGCAGCCCACAGGCUCAGAUCUUCAGCAUCGACCUUCCAGAAUCCCUUCCGGAGCACGAAGUGACUGACUUCCUCUCUGUGCUGCCCUGGAGCAGCGAACAAAGCUUUCACUACUCCACGCUUCUCCCCGAGGCGGCCUUUCUCACGGUAUGCUUGCCUCCAUCUUACGAAGAGGCCACCAUGAAAGCCUCUAUGGAAGAGGACCACAUUCAGCUCUUUCGGGACCCAGUGCCUCCUUAUGAAGAAACCAAACAACAGUAAACCCAUGAAAAAAGCUUUUGGUUGGAGCUUGCAUCCUUUGUUUCUCUUUCUUAAGAAGAAGAAAAAUUCUCAUAAACAAGGAAAUAGUUAUAAGCACAAAAACAUUGACUGAUUAUUUUAUUCAGUUAUGAAAGUUUGAAACAGCAAAGAAAACAAACAGGUCCACCAGACUGCUAUGUAAAAUGAAUUCUCUGCCUCAAACUUUUCUGCACAGAUUUGUUUUAAAAUGGCUCCAUCUGAAUUAUGCUGGAGAUAUUAUUGCAAAGGCAGACACCCACAUUUCUGAAAGGGCUUAAUCAUUUU